AUGUUUGAAGAGCCGGUGAACCCGGUUUGGGGUGUGGAGAGUGGAGCUGGGUGGGAAGAACGUUUGGUCAGCUGCUUGGUGAUUAGGCUUUGGCGUGUACAAUUGGGGUUUACGCGAUUUCAGGAAGAAUCGUCUCUCGAGACGCCGAUCUACUUCGCCAUAAAAGCCGGAAACUUUGCAGCUGUCCGGUGUAUUCUUGCUCAUGGGGGCUGUAAGCUGUUGCAGCACCAGAACAGGAACAAUAUGACACCCUUUAUUGUUGCGGCUGCCGAAUACGCCGAAGAAAACGUCGGAGACGCUCUCCGUAUCUUGGAGCUCCUGUAUCUCCAUGGUGUAUCUCUAGAAGAACAGGACGACAUGGGGCAGACGGCCCUUCUGUGGGCUGCCAGGCGGGGGUCUCUUCCCAUUAUCCAGUGGCUUCUUUCCAAGGGGGCAAAUUUAAACCACCGCGAUCACGUGGGCGGCACAGUGCUGCAUGCAGCGUCAGCGUAUGCAUUGCUCUACUGGGGCCUCUCGAUGCUCAAUUUUUUGAUGGUUCUCGUCAUAUCCGGCUUGCUGCUUCAUUCCACUGACGCCGAAAACACCGGCUGGAUGAUUAACCUGCUGCACUCUGUGCUGGCCAUGGGAUUGUGGACUGCAACGCAACUGCUCUGGCUUGCUACCUUCAAAGCUGACCCCGGAAUUGUCGCAGGAAGCCUUCACAGGAUCAGGGACCAGUUUGCAUCUGUGCAUCCUCAGUUUACUCGGGAGAUUCUCGGGGCACUUCGCUGGCCUCUGGGGCCCUCCUACGGAGCUUACCAUUCUCAAUUAGAGCAAAUCGAAAGGCAGAUGCUGCUAACGAAUUUGGAUCUGUGUGAGCUGAACACGGCAGUCAGCCGGCGGGCCUUUCAGGCUGGAGGGGGGGCCAGUGAUGUUGCUGUAACUGACGAAGAAGACCUGCGAUUUCAGGCUGCUGCUGCACGCCUGUCUUCUUUACGAGACGAGUUAUGCGAAGUACAAGAAGGCAUUGCUGUCGAGAGGCAGAAAAGACUUAAUGGAGUGAAUGUCACGCGUUUCUGGUAUAACUCCCCCUUGUUGGAUGAGGCAUUUGACCCGAAGCUCUCCUCUCGUUCGUAUUACUAUCAACAGGGAAACGCCAGUGCCGAAAGGCUCUUGGGGGCACCACAUUCUUCCCAUGGCCCUCCAAUAUCAGUUUGA
Molecule: messenger RNA, 1197 nt
Organism: Cyclospora cayetanensis
Lineage: Eukaryota; Apicomplexa; Conoidasida; Eucoccidiorida; Eimeriidae
Exons: 9
Coding region: 1-1197 (398 amino acids)
Molecular function (GO): protein binding
Source: RefSeq, a predicted model, not a curated record